Messenger RNA from Siniperca chuatsi (mandarin fish), 4187 nucleotides. RefSeq names its product NOTCH regulated ankyrin repeat protein a (gene nrarpa). The transcript is spliced from 2 exons. Gene Ontology annotation, cellular component: cytoplasm. Gene Ontology annotation, molecular function: enzyme inhibitor activity; protein binding; phosphatase regulator activity. The coding region runs from base 2040 to 2378 and encodes 112 amino acids. NCBI's taxonomy places the organism in Eukaryota, Metazoa, Chordata, Actinopteri, Centrarchiformes, Sinipercidae. The record is from RefSeq and is a predicted model, not a curated record.
ACACACACACACACACAGGCACCCAGUUCCCACGGUAGAGGGGGGAUCUGAGCGGCGUGUCAAUCUGCGCACAGCGUCACCUCUUUUCACUUGCAAAAAGGAAGUAGCGCAGGGCUUUUGUUAUUUGAAGUCGCACAGUCUAUAGUCAUUUCAAAACAACUGGAAUAUAUCCGCAGUUUAUGAUUUAAACAGCCACCAAUAAUCUCCUCCUCAAAGCUGUUGUUAUACGACCGUUUGGGCUUUGUAUUUUACUGUCCUCCCCAUUUGGUUCGGAGGUGAUCACUGUCUUGAGCGAACACACGGGCUCUGUGAGGUUUUAGAUUUUUUAGUUGUGAAAAGAUGCAUUCACACUUGAGACAGUCGCUGUUAAAACUACAUUUAAAUGUCUCCCUUCAGCCUUGGAGAACAAAACUCCUUUGUAUGUCCUGCUUUUAACUGUAAAUGCAACAGCCUCUGAGUCUGAAAUAGCAUUUACCCACAAGGGCACAUACUGGACCCAACAUUUUCUUCAUUUUUAUUUCAUAUUCGUGCAAAAAUUAACUGAGCUGUUCACUGGUCAGUCAUUCGUUUCAGGGUCACACUGCAGACAAAGUUAUAUUGCUCCAACAGCAUUAAAUAGCUGUAAACCCACCCUCUCCUGGAUAGUACAUUAUUAUCAGCACCUUUUUCUCCCCCCAUUUAACAUGAAAGGGUGUCAAUGGUCCACUAUCUUUACUUGAAAAAAAAACAUAUAUUAAUUAACUAUUUUCACUAAUAUUAUAUGUAGUCCACUAGCCGGCGAUGAGAUUUUGUUCCUUUUAAGAAGUUAGAUCGGGAGCGAUUGAGGUGAGAUAAUAAGACUGCUAUUUCAUAAAAGUUCACCUGUUUUUAGAGUCAAAAUAAAACAGCAUAUAGGCCUGAUGUCACAUUUUUAUGUUGCGGAAAAUUAUCACAUGGGUGUGGGAUUAUUUUUUUUGGAUGUUUGAUUUUGUUUUUUAGUAGACCUUUUGCUUUGCGUCUCUGAUGCUCUUUAGUCAUUUACAUCGCUGUCAAUGAGACGUGGAGAAGCUUGAUUGACAUUUUGUUUCAAGUUCCUAUUGAUGUUAAUCCAGCUGAUGAUCCUUUACAACGCGCCCGCUUUCUCAGCAGUUUACAGGUCUGGCAGCAUCAUACCUCUGGCUUUCAGUUGGCUUCCUGGGGUCGGCUACAGAAGAUCGGAUAUAGAGCUCACCGUGUUGCUGCUGGCGACUUGUUUAAUAUUUCUGCAGCAACAUUUGGCUCCCCCCUCGGAAGACCACGCCCCCUCCCUGCAGUUUCACAGGGCCUUGAUCCCUCCCCCUAACCGAGCCGGCAGCCUAUAACCUCCCCGGGUUUCCGCCCAUUCCUCCACAGUUGAUUCUUUGGGAUGGUUUUGUCAUGCAAAUAGAGGACGCGUAAAAUAUUCCCCCAGAGCGCAGCGCAGGGCAGAGACUCACACGGACCGCGCAGAGGACACAGACCGGGCCACACUGUGGAUUUGUAUCGUUUUCGUCGCAACGGACCCGUCCAUCUGUCAAAGACACCCUGGCCACAUGAGCAGCGACACAUAGCCAGGACGUGUAGCCAGGAAACAGGUCGGACCGUUCAAGGAAAACCUGCGGAGGCUGCCCUGUGGAGAUAGUGGUCAUACUUCCAAUUUCCCCAAGUGAAGUCGGAGGUGUCCCUCUUCUCCAUCCCCUGCUAUAGGCUACCUGCUGCUGCUACAGAGGGGGAACUACAUCUAGAGACUAGCCCUGGAUCGCUUGAGAGCACCCUUUUAUGUUUUAGGGAUUUUAGGAUCUCUCAAAUAUUAACAUUUUUGCACACCAAGUGUGUCAUUUCCUCUCUUGUCCUUUUUGGGAUAUAUACAGUGCUCUUUUUUCUGUUUUAGUACUUUAAUGUGCCUUAAUAACUGGUUAUAAUCCAGUGUAACUGUGGCAUUGUCACCAGACCAGAGACGCUCAACAGGGAGAAGACGAUUAUUAUCAGCUUUAGAGCCCAGGCAGGAUUACUGGUUCCCCACCCUCCAGCGAGCUGCAACCAUGAGCCAGGCGGAUGUGUCGACUUGCUCCGCGCCGCAGAGGGUUUUCCAGGAGGCGGUGAAGAAGGGCAACACCAAGGAGCUGCACUCGUUGCUGCAGAACAUGACAAACUGCGAGUUCAACGUCAACUCCUUCGGGCCAGAAGGACAGACGGCCCUCCACCAGUCCGUCAUUGACGGCAACCUGGAGCUGGUAAAACUGCUGGUGAAGUUUGGUGCAGAUAUCCGGCUGGCCAACAGGGAAGGGUGGAGCGCUUUACACAUCGCCGCCUUCGGGGGCCACCAAGACAUUGUGCUAUACCUCAUCACCAAGGCCAAGUACUCCUCUGGCGCCCGGUGAUCUGUCUCUGCUGUCAGGUAAAAUAAGAAAAUAAAAAAUAACAAAACAACAAGUGGAAAAUAAAACUGCAACACAUGGGAAAGCCAUACAGGCUCUUGUAAAAGCAAAAAAAAACAAACAACUGCCAUUAUCUACAUAGUUGUGCCAAAUUAUAUAAAAAAGGAAAUAAAAAUAGUCCUGCACAAUAAUCUUCCCUCAUUGUAAACCAAACGGGGCUCUCUGUGCACUCCAGAGUGAAGCACCGCAUGGUUCAUACACAGCGCUUCAACACGAAUCUUUAACAAAAGAAACGCCUUUUUGGUGAGUUUGUUGGUACUAAAGCUUUCCUCUUGAAUGUGUAUAUUAGAUCUUGUCGUCCACUAUAAAAGAAGCCAGUGUCUGUGUAUCACAUGUGUGUGUUUGGACUCCAGAGUGCAGAUGGCCCAGUUUCCACCCCUCUCCCUGACCUCCCAUCCCCAGUACAGUUGAAUAGUUUCUUUGUGGGGGCGCAGAUUUGACCUGUCGCUCCUCAUUGUUCACUUGUUUAAACCCUUUUUAAGUUAUUUUAUCUGAAACUCGACACUUGAUGCUAUAUGGCUGCAUGCUGGAAUAUCUGAAAGGGAAGACACAUGAACAAGAGAAGAAGGGUUGCCCUCUGUUGGUUUCCAGAGGUCUGUUUUCUUUAAUAGAUUCAUUGAUCUUGUUUUUUUUUUACUACUCAAAGACCGGCAUUAUGGCUAUCCAACACGCUUUCAGAUGUGUAAUCAUUAUGUAACAACAACUGAUUCCAUCAUUGUUGUGAAGUACUGUACACAAUAGCUUUACUUUGUUUCUGUUUUUAAAAGAAAAGAAGAGACAGUAGCUGAAUGCGCUCUGCCUACAGAUCUUGCCAUGCUGGCGUCCAACUGUUCAGGCCAGUGCGACCACUUUGCCAGUGGUCAUUGUGUUAUUAAAACAAACCGCUGCUUUCGCUUUGUAUCAAAAAAAAAGUCGCAUUUGGAAUUCACUUUAUAAUCUCCUUUCAGUAUUUUAUUAACAUCCUAGUCAUCACUGUGAAAGCAGGCUGGGUUUUUUAAAAUUUUAUUUAUGAAGGUACAUUGAGAAGAUGCAUUUUUAAAUAUGUUGUGGUUCUUCUUAAAACAAAUCUAAGUGUAAAAAUAUCUAGGGUGACUCAAGCUGCUUCAGACUCGUAGUAUAAACUGUCCCGUGUGGAGGUAGACCUGCCACCCCCCCCCAUCCAUCCACCCACCACCACCCGAGACACCCCUCUAUGGCCUGUUGACCCCCAAGAGGACUUUCUCUCCCUCUCCCUCCCUCCCUCCCAUUAAAAUGACUUUGUUUGGUUUCCUUUUGCCAGCUACCUCGACUAUAAAGUAUUCUCAAGUUGUUCAGCUCUCUCACCACUCUGCCACGUUGUUUGGAGUCUGAAGAGAUUCACAAUUUGUCUGUGAUCAUCCGCAUGCCAGUAUGUUUUUUUCCCGCUAUGUAGCCUAACAGACAUGAUGGACUUCAAUACAGAAGAUGCAAUGAACCCAUUUCCUGCAUCCUCAGUCGGGACAGUUUAUUCUACACUACAACCAAACCAAUUCUGACAAGCAAAGCAUCGUUUUGCCUUUCUGCAAGGGAGUCUGUGGUUCUCUCUCUCUGUCUCUCUCUCUGUCUCUCUCUCUCUCUCUCACUCACACACACACACGCACACACACACACACACACACACACUGCCAUUGUUGCAUGUUUUCCCUAUAAACCUCCACUUUGCUCAGUCUUUCUCUCUCUGUGUCUUUAUCAGGCUGUAUGGUCGUUUUUAUUUUCUAUAUUUUUUCAGUCAUA